Molecule: messenger RNA, 3111 nt
Organism: Patella vulgata (common limpet)
Lineage: Eukaryota; Metazoa; Mollusca; Gastropoda; Patellidae
Product: A disintegrin and metalloproteinase with thrombospondin motifs 12
Exons: 17
Coding region: 212-2350 (712 amino acids)
Biological process (GO): proteolysis
Molecular function (GO): metalloendopeptidase activity
Source: RefSeq, a predicted model, not a curated record
AAUGACGUGUAUAUCAUGGUCAUUUUCUUAAUAUAUCAUAGGUUGACUGUUUACCUAACUUUAAAAUUAGCCAUGAGUAACUUGACUGCCUUGUCUUUUUACAUCCGCUUUUGUAUACUAUGAAGUGAAGCAUGCAGAUAUCAUUAUGUAAUGUGUGUCCAAGUGUUUUGGGGUGCCUCUCUUAACUCAGGAUAUUUCAGCAUCCCCCAUCAUGUCAAGCAUGACAGGGAGAUGUAUUAAACGUUUUGUGGCAUUGUUAGUGUGUUGGAUAUUAAUAUUAUUUACAUGUGUUCAAGUUAUAGGAUUGGAUGAUAUUUAUCGAAAUGUGGAUGUUAUUACCAAAGUUGGGAAUCCUUGUAGUUUUCCAUCCACAAUUCCUAUCAUCAUUACGACAGAUAACCUACAUCUCAGUCUAAAUUUAAGGAAAUCUAGUGCAAUAUCUAGUUCUUUACCCGUGUAUAUACAGCAACCAAAUUCUACACAUAUCACAGCAAUGUACUCCAACACUGAUGGGCAAGUGAUUGCCACUUACCAAAACAGAGAAUAUAACGCAGCAUUUGUCAUAGAAUGUAUAAAUCUAGACGAAAAACAUAUACAAAAAUGGCAUGGAGAAUUUACAUUGAAUAAUAUCAAACGAUACUUUCUUCAACCAGAUAACGUAUACCCGUCUUCCGGACAUAUAUUACAAUAUAUUGGAGAUCAUCAAAGACCAUAUAUUAAUACCAAAGAAUUAAAUAACAUUCCCAGGGAACGGUUAAAGAGAGCAGCAUCAAAAGUAACUUAUUAUAUUGAAGUAUUGGUUGUAACAGAUUAUCUUAUUUUUCAAAGGUUCUUCGAUCAGAUAGAAACUACUACCUCUACGGACGAGAAAAGGGAGAUGACUCUCGAUAAAAUUAAAACCUACUAUGCCCAUGCCAUUAACGCGGUAAACUUAAGAUAUAAAAAUAUGGCAAGUGAAACAAUGGAUUUUGAAAUUAAAUUGGUUGGCUAUUUCAUAUCCGAUUCUGUUGAAACAUCUGGGUGGAUAGUGCCGACUGACUCAACCCAGUUUCCUGCACAACUAAUGCUGCAAAAUUUUGAAAGGUGGAAAUCUAAGAAGUUGCUUAUGGAUCAUGACCAUGCAAUUCUAUUCACGGGUUAUGAUCUGACAGACACUGACUCCAGUACAGAAGGCAGGGCCCCUGUUGAAAGUAUGUGUACUGAUAAGAGUUUUUCAGUUGUAGAAGAUAGGGGUAUUUCGAAAACUGUAGCAAUAGCUACUCAUGAAAUGGGACAUAGUUUGGGGUCAUUACACGAUAGUGACGCUGGGUGCAACGAUACAGAUCGCUAUAUAAUGGCGGGUUCCAUUCAAACCGAAAGUUCUGCAAAUAAGCUGAAUCCAUGGUAUUUUUCGUCGUGUUCUGUUGCCGCCAUAGAACAAUAUGUCGACUCGGUUAAUUCUAUAAAGAGCGUAAACUGUUUAACAGAAAUAUUGAGUUCAUCAAGCGUUGUACCGGAUAUAAGUGAUAUGUCUGGACAGGUAUACAGUUUAGAUGACCAGUGUCGCCAGUUACAUGGAGCUGAAUCUUUUUAUUGUCAGAAUCGUGGUAAUUUAUCGGGCAUUUGUAGAAACCUGCCUUGUUUUGAUCCUAAGACAUUUGACUGUAUUUCUCAAACGGCAGCUACAGGCUCGUCGUGUGCAUCUAAAAUGUGGUGUUUAAAUGGCGAAUGCAAAUAUUCUAACAAUGCCCCUAACAUUACAGAUUGCUUUGACCAACAUAGAAUAGUUCUAAGUGUAUCAAAAGCCGGAGAAGCAACCAGGGAUCUUUAUACCUGUCAAUCUGCCGUUUCAAGUUUGGCUGGAAUCUGUUACAUACCUUCAGUUAUACGGGGUUGCUGUGCUUCUUGUAAUGAAGUAAAAUCAUCAGUUCAGGGUUGUGAAUAUGGCGACAGUAUAAAAGGGUGUGUCGAAGAAGGGUGUAAUCGAGUCGAACCAGAUGGCUAUAUUUAUAAUAAAGGAUGCUGUAGAACAUGUAAGCUCACAUCUGAGUUUAAAUGUAUUGACCAAGAUGAAAAUAUGUGCACAUCUAACAUUGCUAUAAAUGGUUAUAUUUUCUGUUAUAAUACCUCAUUCGCUCAUAUCUGCUGUAAAAGUUGUGAAAGUGUACGUAAUACUGCAAAAACGGGCUGUGAAUAUGGUGACCGAAUCAAUGGCUGUUUACAGUUUACCAAUAACGGUACAAGGAACUGUGAUCCAUCGUGCUGUAAAACUUGUGCUCGUCCGACUAACCUAGCAGUUUCACAUAAUCUUCCUUGCCGUGUCUUAAUCUUACAACUAUUUUCCAUUCUAAUUAUUUUGUCGAUAUACUAAUACAUACAUGUUUAUGGUGCCUUCAAAAUAUGCCAAAAUUAUAUCAUUUGUAAAUAGAUUUGGGCUAUUAAUAGAAAGAGAUCGUACAUGUUAGUCAUCUUGGGACCGUGGGGAUAAAUUGUUCUUGACUUAUUUUCUCAACGUUUUCAAGGUUAGUAGCCGGGUAUAGACGUAAAAGUAGUUCCAGGUUCCAGGGGUUAUUGAUUGCUAAUCAAAUAUAUCAACGGCUCCAGCCAUAUUCCUGCAAGUUUUCAGAAAAAUGAGGUUCAGCGAUGCUUAAACAUCGACUUACAAUUUUAGUAAAUAUGGUCCAUAUUGAAUUGGGGCGUUUUUGUAUAACAUAAAUAGUUAUCGUAAAUAACGUUGCUACAAAACAGAUGUUCAUAUAUUGGAAAAGGGUAGUUUUAUAUUGUGGCAAUGUUAAAUAACCCCUGAUACCUAGAAAUCGAAGCGCAAAGGUCAGGGCUAUAUUUACUGGGUCUUAUUAACAGGUUGGGACAGAAUGGUAAGACGUUCAAGUUUAAGUUCAAUCCCAUUUCAUUUCCCCUACCAUGUAAACCACCUACACACCAGAACCAUCAGUUAACAUGUAUUAAAUGUAACCAUACCUACAAUCAGAUAUCUAUCUAAACCUUGACAACUUUAUCCUAAAUCUUACCAAUAAACCACAAAACCAAAUGUUUAUAAAGUCAGACUUAUUACCAUAAUCCGAAAACAUGUUUCCUGGUUAUGAUAAAUUGAAAUAAACAACUAUUAACAUA